This is a messenger RNA of Archocentrus centrarchus (flier cichlid), 1721 nucleotides long. It is a transcript of the gene dntt, whose product is annotated as deoxynucleotidyltransferase, terminal. The coding region runs from base 1 to 1503 and encodes 500 amino acids. NCBI's taxonomy places the organism in Eukaryota, Metazoa, Chordata, Actinopteri, Cichliformes, Cichlidae. Gene Ontology annotation, cellular component: nucleus. The record is from RefSeq and is a predicted model, not a curated record. Gene Ontology annotation, molecular function: DNA binding; DNA nucleotidylexotransferase activity; DNA-directed DNA polymerase activity. Gene Ontology annotation, biological process: double-strand break repair via nonhomologous end joining. The transcript is spliced from 11 exons.
AUGUUCCACAGUCCUAUUGUGCCGCAUGCGAGGAAGAGGUCAAGGCCAGCCGAAGCAAGCGCUCCCAAGCGGGAAGAGGUGAAGUUUGAGGAUGUCAGACUGUACCUGGUGGAGAGGAAAAUGGGCCGCAGCAGGAGAAGCUUUCUGACCGAGCUGGCCAGGUCAAAGGGCUUUAUUGUGGAAGACGUCCUCAGCGAUGCGGUCACUCACGUGGUGUCGGAGGAUAGCCCGGCAUCAUCUGUUUGGGCGUGGCUGAAAGGACGGCAUCUGAAGAAUCUACCUGUCAUGCACGUGUUGGACAUCAGCUGGUUCACUGACAGCAUGAGAGAGGGGAAACCUGUUGCUGUGGAGACUAGACACCUUAUUCAGGACACCUUGCCUGCAUUGCCGGAAGGCACAACACCCACACCCGUGUCCACAGUGUCUCAAUAUGCCUGCCAGAGACGGACCACCACACAGAACAAUAACCAGAUUUUCACGGAUGCAUUUGAAGUGCUGGCAGAGAGCCAUGAAUUCAAUGAGAUGGAAGGUCCAUGCCUGGCCUUCAGGAGGGCUGCCUCUGUGCUGAAGAGUCUGCCUUGGCCAGUGCAGUGUUUGCGGGCCACCGACGACCUGCCCUGCCUGGGGGAACACUCUAACUUUGUCAUAGAGGAGAUCCUUCAAUAUGGCCGUUCGUUUGAAGUCGAGAAAAUACUCUCUGAUGAAAGGUAUCAAACGCUAAAGCUGUUCACAAGUGUGUUUGGGGUUGGACCUAAGACAGCCGAGAAGUGGUACCGCAGAGGGCUGCGCUCAUUCAGCGACGUUCUGGCGGAGCCCGACAUUCAUCUAAACCGGAUGCAACAAAGUGGUUUUCUGCAUUAUGGAGACAUCUCCAGGGCUGUCAGUAAAGCAGAGGCCCGGGCCCUGGGGAACAUUAUUGACGAAGCUGUCCAUGCGAUCACACCGGACGCCAUACUCGCACUGACAGGUGGCUUUCGCAGGGGGAAAGAGUUCGGCCAUGAUGUAGACUUUAUCGUGACCACGCCACAGCUGGGGAAGGAGGAGUGUCUUCUCACCGGCACUAUUGAUAGACUGAAACAGCAAGGCAUUCUUCUCUACUGCGAUUACCAGGCCUCUACUUUUGAUGAGUUGAAGCUUCCCAGCCACAGGUUUGAGGCCAUGGACCACUUUGCAAAGUGCUUCCUGAUCCUGCGGCUGGAGGACAGCCAAGUAGAGGAAGGUCUCCAAAGUGCCAAGGAAGACAGCAGGGGCUGGAGGGCUGUACGUGUGGACUUAGUAUCGCCACCUGUGGAUCGUUACGCCUUUGCUCUCCUUGGCUGGACCGGCUCCAGGCAGUUCGAGAGAGACCUGAGGAGGUUUGCUCGAAUGGAGCGGCGAAUGCUGCUGGACAAUCAUUCCUUGUAUGACAAAACAAAGAAAGAGUUCCUGGCAGCUACAACUGAAAAGGACAUCUUUGCCCAUCUGGGUCUCGAGUACAUCGAGCCUUGGCAGAGAAAUGCGUAGGCCUCAGCUCCUCCCUGGCUGGAUGAUACCCUAUGCAUACAUCAGUGUUUAUCCCAUCUGCUUGCCGUUAUGUGGCUCUCCUGUGAUUCACUUUCCAACAGCUUUUGAUUUCCAUACACUUUUGUGUUGUUGUUGCCAAUAUUGUUAUUGUCUAGAUUACAUGCCGAUGUGUGAUUCAUAAUUCUGCUUAUUCACUAUUGUCUGUCAGCAAAUAAAUA